AUGAGUGUAAGUUCAGCACCUGCACCGCGGUUCUACGGCAACUACGGUCAAGGCGGCUCCGGCCAGAGCAAUCCCUAUGCCCAGCAAGGCGGCUACGGCCAAGCGAACGGCUACGGCGACAACUACGGGCAGCAGGGUGGAUACGGCAAUCAAGAUGUCGAGAUGCAGCAGUUCAACGGCCAGCCGGGCUACGACGCACCAGCAGCCGGGCGUGAUCCGAACGCAAUCCUCAACGAGUGCCGAGAUAUCGACCGCGCCAUCGACGAUCUCGAGCGACGCCUCGAUCGCCUACGCGACCAGCAGCGCCGCUUCUUAAACGACAGCGACAACUCGCAAGGUCUCGACGUGAUGGCCUCGGACAUCAUGACCGCUUACCGGUCCUUGGGCGCGCGGGUGCAGAAGAUCAAGUCGAACCCGGAGUCAGGGAAUCCUAGGAACUCACCGCAGGUCGGGCGGGUGGAUCGCAGGAUCAAGAAGGCUAUUCAGGACUAUCAGAGGCUGGAGAGCGACUUCAGGGCGCAGGUCAGGGAACAGCAGGCUAGGCAGUACAGGAUUGUGAGGCCUGAUGCCACCGAGGAAGAGGUUCGGGCAGCGUGUGAGGAACCAAACCAACAAAUUUUCCAACAAGCGCUCCUUCAAAGCGACCGCCGAGGCCAAGCCCAGUCUACACUCUCAAAUGUCCGAGCGCGUCACGAUGCUAUCCAGAAUAUUGAGAAGACGAUGAUCGAACUAGCUCAGCUCUUCCAGGAUCUUAAUGAGGUCGUCGUGCAGCAAGAGCCGAUGAUCGAGAACAUUGAGCAAAAAGGAGAAGAAGUCAAUGACAACGUUGUCAAAGCCAAUGUCGAGAUACAAGGUGCCACAGAGAAAGCCAGGAGCGCACGCAGGAAGAAGUGGUGGUGUCUCCUUAUCGUCAUCCUCAUCAUUGCCAUCAUCGCUGGUGUUGUGGGAGGCGUUGUUGCAUCCAGACAAUAA
Molecule: messenger RNA, 972 nt
Organism: Coniosporium apollinis CBS 100218
Lineage: Eukaryota; Fungi; Ascomycota; Dothideomycetes
Exons: 4
Coding region: 1-972 (323 amino acids)
Biological process (GO): vesicle fusion; intracellular protein transport; exocytosis
Cellular component (GO): SNARE complex; plasma membrane; endomembrane system
Molecular function (GO): SNARE binding; SNAP receptor activity
Source: RefSeq, a predicted model, not a curated record